This is a messenger RNA of Gaeumannomyces tritici R3-111a-1, 3052 nucleotides long. RefSeq lists its product as hypothetical. The transcript has a single exon. The record is from RefSeq and is a predicted model, not a curated record. Bases 50 to 2407 code for a protein of 785 amino acids. Lineage: Eukaryota; Fungi; Ascomycota; Sordariomycetes; Magnaporthales; Magnaporthaceae.
CAACGACGCCCAAUCGGCCAUCUCCUCGCGGCGAAGAAUUUCCCCGCAAAUGGAGGCGGCGGGCUUCGCAAUCGGCGUCGUCGGGCUUGCCGGUCUGUUUAAGAGCUGCAUCGACCUGCUCUCGCUGGUCAGCGCCACGAGGUCGCUGGCCCGCGACUACGAGAUCGUCUUCGCCAAAUUCGAGCUGGAGAAGGCAUGCCUCCUGCAGUGGGCGCGCCAGGUGCGCCUCCUCGACCGGGAAUGCUAUGACCGGCGGCUGGACGACCCCGCGACAUUCGCCGUCGUGCGGCAAACCCUAUCGAGUGUUCAGCUUCUCAUGACGGAGUGCUCGACGCUUAAGGAACGCUACGGCUUGCGGCCGGCCGACCCGUCGUCCUUCUCCUUUGACCCCAGAUUCGCGCCAAUCAGCAAGCAUCCGCUCGAGAGAUUCGCCGACGAGUUCAGGAGCCUGAAGAUUCGGGUGGGGGAUAGGCCCGCGGGCGUCGCCCUCCCUGGACGGAUCAAAUGGGCUCUGACGGACAAGGCCAAGUUCGAGACGCUCGUGCACGGCAUCUCGCAUUUUGUCUCCAAGCUGCACGAGCUGUUCCCCGACUGCGGGCCCCGCGACAGCUCGGAUGGUCUCAAGCGCAUCGUCACCCAAGACCUGGGUGAGAUUCACGACACCCGGCUCCUGCGCUGGGUCUGCGAUGCCGCCGCAGGCCGCCGCGACGUCGUAGCCGAGGCCGUGGUGGAGCGCUACGAGGCGGUGUGUCGUAAGGAGGUCCUGGAGCUUCUCUGGUUCCGGAGCAUGGACGACCGGAGAGACGGGGUCGCGCCGGCGCACGCGGCGACCUUCCGAUGGGCCUUGAAUGCGAAGAGGCCAGACCGCCAGGCCGAAUGGGACGAUCUGUCUGCGUGGAUGCGCGCGGGCUCGGGCGUUUACUGGAUUUCUGGCAAGGCCGGCAGCGGGAAAUCGACCUUGAUGAAAUACAUCUUUAGUAGCAGCGAAACCCAGCGGCUGCUUCAAGCUUGGGCCGGCGAUCUCGACCUAACCGUCGGCUCCUUCUUCUUCUGGGCCCUGGGCACUACCGACCAGCAAUCGCAAGGCGGCAUAUCCCGGGCGGUUCUCUAUCACUUCCUGGACACGGAGCCGGCACUAAUACCCAUCGUCUUGCCCCGGCUGUGGAAAGACAUGUUUGAGGGCCAUCGCUCGAAUCCAGCACCGCCAUCCCCGCCAUCCGCAGCAGAACUCUCCUCGGCCCUCGAAAGCUUUCAAAAGCAUCCCUUACCCAAACGCAAGUUUUGCUUCCUCAUAGACGGCCUGGACGAGUUCUCUGGCAAUUACCUUAACGGGGUCCCCAUUAUCAAGCGCCUUACCACGAAUCCCCACAUUAAGGUCCUCGUUUCCAGCAGGCCCAUUCCAGUUUGUGCCGCUGGCUUCGAAAACUGCCCGAAGCUACGGCUCCAAGAUCUUACCAGGCCAGAUAUUACCCGCUAUGUCGAGGAUACGGUAGGCUCGCACCCAUAUAUGUUGACGCUGCAGUCGUUCGCGACCGGCGAGGACGCGAACCCGAGACCCAUCCCCGCCCAGCUGGUCGACAAAGCAUCCGGGGUGUUUUUAUGGGUUAUCCUCGCCUGCCGUUCCGUCCUCGAAGGUUUUGCGGCCUACGACCAUGUCGACGAAUUGCUCCGCCGCGUCGACGAGCUCCCACUUGAGCUGGGAGAGCUGUUCCAGCAAAUGCUGCAGAAGGUUGACGCGCGGUACCACGAGGAGAUGGCCAAAAUCCUCAAAAUCUGCUACCAAAAAAUACAGGUUGCCGAGCUGCACAGCCACUUUACAGAACCGACCGUUUACACCCUCAGCCUCGCAAUUCUCGACGGGUCCAGAAUGGACUACAAAAGAGCGAUGCCGCUCAAGCGCCUCUCCCUACAGCAGCAGCGGGCCAUGUCCGCGUCCCUGGAAGGGAGACUCCGCAGCCGCUGCGGCGGCCUCCUCGAGGUACGACAGGCACGCCGGUGCCCCCGCUGGCCGACGUCGUCUCGAUGCCUCUGCAGGACCACCGGAUCGGCGCACGACCGGCUCGCGCACUCCACCGUCGAGUUCAUUCACAGGUCGGUCUACGAUUUUUUAGAGCGGGGAGGCCUGGGUCUGCCGUCGCUCUGCAUCUCGGACCCGUCCUUCAGCGCCAACGCCGCCGUGUCGGUGAUGGAGCUCCAGCUGGCGUCGCUCGGCAUCGCCGCGAACGGGCCCGACGGGCUGUUUCUGACGCUGUUCGACGAGUUGGUUGCUAGUGCAUCUCUGUUUGCGAGACUCUGCGGGGAAGAGUCCGCGGACGCGGCCGCUGUCGUGCUGCCCAGGUUGCGGAGACUCCAGCAAGUCGGGUGUCGGGCGCUACCGCUGGAGGACUUACUUGCUUCCGGAUCUUGACACGCGCUACAAACAGGAAGAUUGUAUGCUUCGCGAGAGUUACCAAAUCAAACAGCAGCGAGGCUACCUAUCAACGAAAUCAAGCUCGUACUGGAAUCCCAGGGGAGCACUGAAACGGGGCGCCAACUUUUGCGGCGAGCUCGAUCACCGCGAUGGCGCUCGCUGCUGCACCUAAUCCCUCCAUCGCGGCGGGCGUUUGGCACGAUACGAAGCCGAACGGUCGAAGUCAACAGUCAACCGAGGAUUUGAGAUGUCGCUAGUUUGGGGGAAACAUCAAAUUCCACAUAAGCAGUCGCGAGGCCUGUGUCUUUUGGAUUGGUACGGAUGAGAGGGGUACUGCAGUUUGGGCAGUAACCUCUCUCUGUUGGGCAUCCGGCCUAGACAGCUUUCGCGUAACUUAUCGAGGUGCCGUCCUCGAAGGUGGGGAUGUAGAAUGGCUCCUAGCACUCCAAGUGAGCCGAGCUACCAUGGCCCCCGGAAAAGGGCCUGCAGUGUCACUGUGACAGCUACUAGCAAAACUGCAGUUAGUUACCAGUACAUUGUGAGUUUUGUUUGCUGUGCGCGACCAACCUGUGACCCCAAUCGACUAAUUCGCCGCUCCUGUUCCUCGGUUGAUUAAAUCGCUGCAGGGGCUCAGGACGUUGG